This is a messenger RNA of Parnassius apollo (apollo), 693 nucleotides long. The record is from the annotation of a GenBank genome assembly. NCBI's taxonomy places the organism in Eukaryota, Metazoa, Arthropoda, Insecta, Lepidoptera, Papilionidae.
AUGGCGUUUGCUGGGACAAAUAUCAGUUUGUCCCAGCCGGAUAUCACGCAGAAACUAACGGAGUGCAUAGACGACCUAAAGCAAAAGAUUGCUGCUUGGGGGAAGCGGAUUCGCCGGUUUACCGAGAGGUCAAGGCGGUUCAACCAGAAUCGUCUCUUCCAGAGUGAUCAGAAGAGGCUCUAUAAAUCAUUGGAGCGACCAGAGGUAUGUGGAGCGGGCCCAGGACCGGAUCAGGCUAACACUGUCGCAUUUUGGCGUGGCCUGUGGUCAGAGCCCGUAAACCACAGCGAGGGCCCUUGGACGGAAGUUGUGGCGAGUCAGUGUGCGAGUAUUACGCCCAUGGACCCCGUCAUCAUAACGCCGGAUGACGUAGCUGAGGCGGUCCGUAGAGCCCCGAACUGGAAAAGUCCGGGACUCGGCGGACUGCAUCACUACUGGCUGAAGGGGUUCAUGGUGUGUCACGCUGUGCUCGCCCGUCAGUUUCAAGAGGCUCUCAACCAGAAGUCGCUCCCUAGCCUCUUCACUACUGGGAUCACUCAUUUGGUUCCUAAAGACCAGGUUACCACAGACCCGAGCAAAUACCGCCCCAUUACGUGUCUACCCACCAUAUAUAAGACAUGGCGUACUCGUCACCUGGACUCUAAAUCAGGUGAUGUCCCGCGCUCAAAAUGGAUGUCGCGGCGGUGGUCGUGA